Molecule: messenger RNA, 1704 nt
Organism: Suillus clintonianus
Lineage: Eukaryota; Fungi; Basidiomycota; Agaricomycetes; Boletales; Suillaceae
Product: major facilitator superfamily domain-containing protein
Exons: 16
Coding region: 40-1575 (511 amino acids)
Biological process (GO): transmembrane transport
Molecular function (GO): transmembrane transporter activity
Source: RefSeq, a predicted model, not a curated record
AAGCGCAUCCAGCUUUUGGUAGCGAAAGAUCAAGUUCUGAUGAUAAUGGACGAUACCAGUAAACGCAUCAGCUCACCCUCAUGUAUUACUCAUGUUCCACAGGAGCAAGAGUCGAUACUCGUUAAAUUUGACGAAGGGGACACACGCGACCCACAAAACUUUUCUAACGCGCGCAAGUGGGCCAUCACGUUAACAUGUUGUGCGUUCGCUGGAAUCACAGCGUCAUCAGCGUCAUCUUACUCGAUCAGUUAUGAGUCGAUGAUGCAAGACUUAAAUUGUACUCAACUUCAGGCGACCGUAGGACUGAGCAUGUACGUGAUAGGUUUCGGGAUUGUCCCAUUGAUUUCCUCGUCAUUCAGUGAGGAAACCGGCAGACGACCCCUUUACAUCGUGUCAUCCGUAUUCUUUAUGCUCGCUGAAGUUAUGAACGCAUUGGCACCAAACAUACAAACCGUGAUUGUGGCACGUACUCUACAAGGAGUCUUUGGCUCUACUGGCGCAUCAUUAGUCGGAGGUAGCAUAGCUGAUAUAUGGCAGCCACAUGAACGCGGAUUGCCGAUGUCUCUGUUUGCAUUCUCAUCGAUAUUCUCUUUCGGCCUCGGGUCAGUGUUUGGGGGGCUCAUUGCUUCUAGUCCACAUCUCGGUUGGCGGUGGGUGCAAUGGGUGCAUGUCAUGAUCUCUGGGGCAUAUGUUCUUGACGUCAUCCUGGUGAUGAGCGAAACCCGUUCAUCCAUUGUUCUUACCCGCAUCGCGAAGGACACCAGAAAGAUGACCGGUGACCCCAGAUAUCGAUCCAGCGCUGAAAUUGACAAACCAAGCUUGGCAUCUCUGAUUAAGACGUCGUGUACACGACCGUUGUAUCUACUCUUGACUGAACCAAUUGUGCAGAGCUUCAGUCUUUGGAGUGGCUUCACUUGGGGGGUCGUGUACUGCUUGCUCGAGUCCGCCACCACGGAGUUUCAGUCUGUCUACAACUUCAGCGUCAGCGAGACAGGAUUUGUAUUCUUGUGUCAGAGUGUCGGAGCCAUCAUCGGGUUGAUAGCGAAUAUGUAUCAGGAAAACUUGUACCGAAAACACUUUCCGACAAAGGGCCAAGAAGCACGGCUAUACAUGGCGUGUGUCGCCGCUAUUGUCCUGCCCGCUUCAAUGUUCAUCUACGCAUGGACGGCAUCGCCUAAGAUUCAUUGGAUAGUACCUCUGAUUGCAUUGACUGCGUUUAUGUCCGCUGUCUUCGUAAUAUUCCAAGUUGCAUUUUUAUAUCUUGCCGACUGCUACGGUCCAUAUACCUCCUCGGCCCAAGCAGGGCAGAGCUUGGCUCGAAAUUUAAUGGCAUUGAUCUUCCCGCUUUUCACACAGCAGAUGUUUGCUGGUAUGACAUAUAAGUGGGGACUGACACUCUGGGCGCUGCUAUCCGUGUUGAUGGCACCAAUUCCAUGGGUCCUUAUUUUCCAUGGUUCCAAGAUCCGCUCGCAUAGUAAAAUCUCUCGCAAAAUUCUCGAGGCUGAAGAACAACAAUCAGACGGCGACAAAACUGUUGUUUCCAGCCCCACUGAGGAAAGAAGUAUGAAAGUGUAACGAAGUUUUGCUUGGAAUAUAACAACUGUAAUGACCCUUUAUGUGAACGUCACGACUUCCCCCAAUAUAUGUAGUAUAUGUAUAUGCACGCACCUUCCGAAGAUAAUUGUCAACAGCCUUAAACACGCC